Messenger RNA from Fusarium musae, 459 nucleotides. RefSeq lists its product as uncharacterized. The coding region runs from base 1 to 459 and encodes 152 amino acids. The transcript has a single exon. Lineage: Eukaryota; Fungi; Ascomycota; Sordariomycetes; Hypocreales; Nectriaceae. The record is from RefSeq and is a predicted model, not a curated record.
AUGGAACGGAGUAUUCUCAUCAUCGGUGCUGCCGGCCAACAAGGCAAGGCCACCAUCGACGCCUUAUUCAGGGCACUCGAAAACUCUCCAGAUCAUGAGGACAUCAAGAUCCUUGCUUUGAUGCGGUCAAUCACGUCUCCAAAGGCCCAAGCGCUUCAUCAAGAGCACCCAUUAAUUACCCUUGUGCAAGGUGACACUCAAUCGCCGCAACCCAUCUUUGGACAACACCCAAAUAUCGCAUCAAUCUUUAUCGUCACAGUCCCGCCAAACGACGAAGCACAGGCCCUUCCCCUCAUUGAAGCAGCCAUAGUACAUCAAUCAGUAGACCACAUCGUCUUCUCCAGCGUUGAUCGUGGUGGCGACGAGGUUAGCUGGUCGCUACCAGCUGAUAUUCCUCACUUUGCCGCCAAGCACCGCAUUAAGCUCCAACUACGGGAAUUAUGCAAAGAGAACAAAUAA